Lutra lutra (Eurasian river otter) is the source of this 5713-nucleotide messenger RNA. RefSeq names its product pleckstrin and Sec7 domain containing 4 (gene PSD4). Gene Ontology annotation, biological process: regulation of ARF protein signal transduction. The record is from RefSeq and is a predicted model, not a curated record. Gene Ontology annotation, molecular function: phospholipid binding; protein binding; guanyl-nucleotide exchange factor activity. Gene Ontology annotation, cellular component: ruffle membrane. Lineage: Eukaryota; Metazoa; Chordata; Mammalia; Carnivora; Mustelidae.
GGGGCCCUUGACUGGGGAGAAGGGCGUUGGCACUUCUCUCUGGGCCUGGUGCAGGGUAGGGGCCUCCAGGCAGCGGGCGGCCUGGGGAAGGGGGCCAGAGGCAGUGGGCCUGGGAAUGGAGGCGCUUGUCUUGUGGGCAGGAAGUGUGAGGUGGCGAGCAGCUCGGGAGAUCUGGGGAGGCCGCUGGGUGGGAGGGCUGAGCAUGUGGUGGUGAGGGGAGCGGAAGUCGGAAGCACCGGCAGCCACAUUCUCCAUUCACUGGUGGACGGCCCUUGUAUCGGGAAGGCCUGCUUGCCCUCUCCCAGGGCCUUUGGAGGGUAGGCGUGUGGAUCCCCCCAUCCCGCUGCCCCUCCCAUCCGCCGCCAGCGCUGCCCUGGACCCACACCAUGGGACUGUGAAGGCAGACACUUCUGGGGGCGCCAGAGCAGCUUGCACACUGGAUGAUGGGAGACGACAGACUCUCAGAACACCCCAAUCCCAUGGAAUUUCUCAACCUCUAUUUGGGAGACAACCUGCAGCCUGGCCCAGGGGCGCACCUGAGGGACACGUGCAGCCUUCCCGACCCUCCCGAACCUCAUGGAGAACAGACCUGGGCCUUGGAGCCUCCCGAUUCUACGAGGCCAGAUGCUCCCCCUGGGGGUUCCAGCAUGGAGCCCCUGCACUUGGGGAGUAGCUCCUCCCAGGAGGAGCCCAGGCACAAAGCAGCACCCCCCGGGUCACCGGGGAACAGCCAUCCCCUGGGGAGCCCGAGGCAGAGCCAGAGCACGUCCACGCAGGUGGUGUUCUGGGCAGGUAUCCUGCAGGCCCAGAUGUGUGUCCUGGACCUGGAAGAGGAGCUGGAGAAGACAGAGGGGCUCAGGGCUGAGCUGAGGUGUCGCUGCCUCCCCGCUGCCCUGUGGAGCUCCCCGCUUUCCCCUCCAGCCCCCGCAGGCCCCCAGGGCUCAGGCCUCCUCCCCAGCUCACCUGUGGAUGACUCACCAGUGGAUGAGGCCCCAGGAGGAGACAGCAGUGGCACUGAGGGGGAGAACCAGCACUCCCUGUGGCCCAGGGAGGGAAGGACAGACUCCUCCCCGGAGUGGGGUGCUGAGGAGGAGAGCCUGUUCUUUGACAAUCCCCUCUUUUUGGAGAGCCCUUGCUCGGACAGUGCUUCUGGAGCUCGCUAUUCCUGGGGGCUCUCAGACUCCUGCGUGGAUGUGGGACCCAAGCCUGAGUGUCCCCACAUCCUAGAGCCUCCUCUCCCAGGAGGGGGAGUCCUAUGGGAAUUGGACAGCGAGCUGGAUUUGGGGGCUGGCACAGCUGAUUCCAGCGGGCACACCACGCCUCCGUUCCCUGUACCCACCUACAAACCUCACUCUUUCUCGUGGCCUGUAGUGAAUGAGGCCACCAAGGGGACCCCUGAAGUACCUCCUGACUGUGGGGAGAUUGAGACUUCUCUGGGGGACAGUCUUGGCCCCGCCCCAUCUGUGGCAUCCAGUGUGGACAAAGUAUUGACCUCGGAAACAGGACAAGUUGGAUCUGACCCCAGCUCUGCCAGGCAUCCUAUGCAACCUUGGGCCCUGCCCAGCCCAGAAGGCUGGCAGAUGGAAGAGGGUCCUUCCUGGCCUGGGGUUCCUCUGAUUUCCCAGGACCAAGGUGACAGUGAUGCUGAGUGUGCCCAGGAGUCUGCUCUGUGCACCUUGGCUCCUGGCCCCUGGGGGAGCCCAGCCUCAUCGCCGGAGUCCAGCAGCCCCGAGUCUGAGAGCAGAGGCCCUGGCCCCAGGCCCAGCCCUGUGUCCUCACAGGAAGGCAGCCCAUCGCCCCAGGGCCCCAACUGGUGCAGCAGUCUUCCUGAGCGGACGCUAGAAGCUUCAUGCCCUUCACUUUUGGAGACAGAUGGGGCAGAGCCAAGCUUUCCGGAGAAAGAGGAGGCAGGAGAGCCCCCACAGCCAGGGGAGGAAGUGAAGAGUGAAGGCCCAGCCGGGACUGCUGAGGCUGGAGCCGUCCAGCCUGGCGUGUGCUUGACCUCUGUGGCAGGGGGACAGAACCUCAGGCAGUCAAAACGAAGCAUCUCUUCUCCAUGCAUCUGGAAACCAUUCAGUCUCUGGAGGUGCUGGGAGGCUUGGGAAUCAGUGGGGAGUCUUUCUGGAUCUGAGAGGAGAGGGCUCAUCAUACCAAAACUAAAGUCAAGUUCAGCCCAAGAGAAAAGCUUCCGAGAGCCCCAUGCCCAAGCGCAGUGCCCGGAGGAAGGCCAGAGGCCACAGACUAGAGACAAGCUGGCUAAUGGUGUCAGCAGCGACAAGGUGGCCUGGAACUUGGCCUCUCGCCUCUUUCACCUGGAAGGCUUCCGGAAGUCUGAGUGGCCUCCUACCUGGCAGAAGAACAAUGACUUCAGUAGGGCUGUGGCUGAUGAGUACUUGUCCUUCUUCCAGUUUGGAGGCCAGAGCCUGGACCGAGCCCUCCGGUAAGGCCUCCAGGCCCUGGUCCUCAGCGGGGAGACUCAGGAGCGGGAGCGAAUCCUCUACCAGUUCUCCAAACGCUUCCAUUACUGCAAUCCGGGGCCUUCUCCUCUGCAGAUUCCGUUUCACACCUUGACCGUGCCAUCAUGCCUCCUCAACACGGACUUGCACGGACAGAACAUUGGGAAGAGCAUGAGCUGCCAGGAAUUUAUCACCAACCUGAACGGCCUGCGAGAUGGCGGGAACUUCCCGAAGGAGCUGCUGAAGGCCCUCUACUGGUCUAUCCGAAGUGAGAAGCUUGAAUGGGCUAUGGAUGAAGAAGACGCAGGCCGACCAGAGAAGGCGCAGAUGUCUCCCCCCACUGGCAAGCUGAGCAACCCUUUCCUGCAGCUGGCCCAGAACCCCACGGUGCCCACCUACAAGCAGGGCAUCCUGGCCCGGAAGAUGCAUCACGAUGCGGACGGCAAGAAGACGCCGUGGGGCAAGCGCGGCUGGAAGAUGUUCCACACGUUGCUUCGAGGGAUGGUCCUUUACUUCCUGAAGGGAGAGGACCACUGCCCCCCAGCAGGGGAGAGUUUGGUGGGGCAGAUGGUGGACGAGCCCGUGGGGGUGCACCACUCGCUGGCCACACCGGCCACCCAUUACACCAAGAAGCCGCAUGUCUUCCAGUUGCGGACUGCCGACUGGCGCCUCUACCUCUUCCAGGCUCCCACCGCGAAGGAGAUGAGUUCCUGGAUCGCGCGCAUCAACCUGGCCGCGGCCACGCACUCGGCGCCGCCCUUCCCCGCCGCGGUGGGCUCCCAGCGCCGAUUCGUCAGGCCCAUCCUGCCUAUAGGUCCCGCCCAAAGCUCCCUGGAGGAGCAGCAUCGAUCCCACGAGAACUGCCUGGACGCCGCCUCCGACGACCUGCUGGAUCUGCAGAGGAACUUACCGGAGCGGCGGGGCCGCAGCCGCGAGCUGGAGGAGUACCGCUUGAGGAAGGAGUACCUGGAGUAUGAGAAAACCCGCUAUGAGACCUACGUGCAGCUGCUGGUGGCCCGUCUGCACUGCCCCUCGGAUGACCUGGACCUGUGGGAAGAGCAGCUGGGGAGGGAAGCCGGAGGCGCUCAGGAGCCCAAGCCCAGCCUGAAGAAGUCCCACUCCAGCCCAUCCCUGCACCAGGAGGAGGCCCCCACCACGGCCAAGGUGAAACGCAACAUCUCAGAGCGCAGAACUUACCGGAAGAUCAUACCCAAGAGGAACCGCAAUCAGCUCUGAAGCUGGGACGGCCUCACGGACUCAGGCCCCGAGUUCUGGGGUGUAGAAGUGGGGGAAAGGACCUGAGAUGAGACCCCAUGGAGGAGACUUGCUUUAGUGGGUCCACACUGGGGAGGAGGCCUUCCCUUUCCUGCUGAAGGACAGCCCCUGCUCCUCUGCAGUCCUCACUGCAGCUUUCCCGCUACUGCUGUGCCCACCCCCACGGCAACCCCCAGCUGCCCUCGUCCCUGCUCACUCCCAAGGGAGGACAGAGGUCAAGGGGUGGGCUGCGCUCCCAUGUCACCCUUCUCUGUUCCACAGUCUAAAGUGGUCACAUUGCUUGGGCCUGGGCAGCUCAGCACUCAUUUGAGAAUCCAAGAACCCGCGGGCCCUGAGCUUCCAGAAGGGGGGCUGGGGCAGCAGAAGCCUCUGGGCAAUCAAGCCAGGGGAGCCACAGCCCUGAGGACAGUCUUGCUCUGGAGUCAGGUGGCCUGGGGUGAGAGGUCCUGGGAGACCCCAGGCAGCCUCAGGUGACUGAGAGAGCAAGGUGGCUCGGCCCUGCCCCCUGAGAGGUAGGGCUCCUGGGGCUUUGAGGACAAACUCAGUGAUGCUGACUCUGGGGCCCCAGGCCUUUGUAUGCUUUCCCCCACAAUCACCCGUGCACCUGGGGCAGAUGGGAGAGGCCACACCCCACACACCCAAUUGCUAAUCAUCAGAGCAGAACCAUUGGUGGUCAGUGAAGGCCAGAGGGCAUGGGGCCUCCAGAGCUCUGUGGAGAGCCCUGGGAACAAGGGGCCUUUGUUUCCUCAGAGCAGGGAAGGAGGUCCCUCAGGUUCAGACCUGGGAGAGGCUGAGGGGCAAGAGGCCAUGAUAUAUCCCCUGGGGGCCCUCUUGGAAGGAGCUGGUCUGGGAGCUGUGAGGGCCGGGUGGAAGCCUGGCUGCCUCCCACGCAGCCCAUCCCAUGAAGUUGCAUUCCCAAGGAGGGGCACCAGGGACCCUUCCAGAAUCCCUCACCCCCCUGCCAGCUCUCAGGGGGCUUUGCUGCCCUUCCUGGGAAGUCCCCCUGUGCUGCCCUCUGGCUGCCUCCCAGCUGGGCUCUGGGGGAGGUUCCGGACACUGAUGGACCUCAGGCUCUGCCUGUGGGAAGGAGGCUGGGAUGGAGAAGCAGCCACCAUUGUCUCUGUUCAGCCAAGUGUGCGAGCAGGCUGCCUGCCAAGAGGGGCCUCUGCUGCCCGGCUGCCGCCUGCUGGCUGACGCAUGGCCUCUCCAGCCUUCCUGCUGGGGCCCCUCUCCUCCCAUCCAUGCUAGAAACCAGCCCUGGGGCCUGGAAGGCCACCAAGCGGGGCUGGCCCUUCGGAGACCACAGGGGUUUUCUGGAUAGGGCUCAGCUCAGGGCAGGGCCGGGUACUCAGUCAGUGUACAGUAACUGCAGGCCAGUGAAGAAGGAGGUGUGCAUGUGUGUGCGAAAUACCGAGGGUCAGGGGGAUUGGCGCAGCUGGGACCCCCUGCAGGAUCCCAGGCUGGGUCUCCCUUUGCCUGGGCACCUGUGCACGUCUGAAUGUGUGUGUCCGUGUCCGUGUGCGGGUGUGGAACACUGUGUGCAGGCUGUCAGAGCCUCGGGACCUCGGAAUCAUUUGUUCACCCACUCAUUCGUUCAUUCAUUCAUUUCACAACUGAUAUUGACCACUUUUUAUGGAACCUGCCUCUGGCCUCCAGGAGGUAACCGCCUGUCCUCUGGUUCCUUGCUGUUAGGGCAGAGGCACACUUCGUCUUGCUGGAGAGGCAUGUGGAAGACACAUUCCCACUCUGCUCAGGGAUUCGGAUUCAGUAGGUUGGGGUCAGAGGCACGGAUAAAUAUUUUUAAAGCAGCUUGGGUCACUGAUGUGCAGCUAAUAGGUGAAAACCUAGUAUCAGAUCGAGGUGAAUUGCCCCAGGACCGAUACAAGCUUGGCCUUGAGUGGGUUAUUUGACCUCACUGAACGUGUAUCCUUCUUUCUAAAACCAGAAUAAAAAGCAGAGGUUUGUCUGCAUUUUUGCAUGUA